This is a messenger RNA of Sphaerodactylus townsendi, 4520 nucleotides long. Its product is annotated as putative DBH-like monooxygenase protein 2. Gene Ontology annotation, biological process: norepinephrine biosynthetic process; dopamine catabolic process; octopamine biosynthetic process. The transcript is spliced from 13 exons. NCBI's taxonomy places the organism in Eukaryota, Metazoa, Chordata, Lepidosauria, Squamata, Sphaerodactylidae. Bases 58 to 1908 code for a protein of 616 amino acids. The record is from RefSeq and is a predicted model, not a curated record. Gene Ontology annotation, cellular component: secretory granule membrane. Gene Ontology annotation, molecular function: dopamine beta-monooxygenase activity; copper ion binding.
ACUCACAUCAAAGAAAGAGAGACAGAGUGAGAGAGAAAAGGAGCUCUAUCAGUUAGGAUGGUGAACCACCCAUGUAUGAAAAGCCUUUUCUUCCUCCUGUCUACCUUGUGCCUUUGUUCUAGCCAUUCCGCAUCUCGUCCAUUGCGUUUCUCUGCGUAUCUCGACCCCAUGCAACAGAUCCACCUGCGAUGGGACCAUGAUUCAAAUGAGAUGAUGACCUUUGAGCUUCAUGUCCAGUCAACUGGCUGGGUGGCAUUUGGUUUCACCCCUCACGGAGAACUGCCUGGGGGAGACGUUGUGAUUGGUGGAGUCCUUCCCGAUGGUAACAUGUAUUUCUCGGACUGGCAUAUUGUGGAUGAGGAGAUUGUCAUCGAGGAUGAAAGCCAAGACUAUGAAUUGUUGUCAAUGACCGAAGACAAGACUUCCACCACUUUGACAUUCCAGCGCUAUUUCCAGACAUGCGAUGUUCAUGACCAACCCAUCACGAGCGAUACGCUACGAAUAAUUUCUGGUUUUGGUCCAGAUGACACGAUUGAUUUCUUCAAAGGAAAGCUGAUCAAAAAAUCUCUGUACCUCAUGUCAUAUUUAGACUUUUCUGACUUAAAAGCACCCAGUGUCUACUAUGCAUAUGACCUCAAGCUAGAUGAUUUCCCCAUUCCAGAGGAUGACACCACAUAUGCCUGCACUUUCCUCCCACUGCCCAGAGUCAAGACAAAACAUCACAUCUACAAGUUUGAGGCUGUGAUCACACCACGGAAUGAAACCAUUGUGCAUCACAUUCUGGUUUAUGCCUGCGGCAAUGCGAGUGUUCUGCCCACUGGGGUGAGCGAUUGCUAUGGAGGGGAUCCCGCUUUUGCCCUCUGCUCCCAAGUCCUCGUGGGCUGGGCUGUAGGAGGAGGGUCCUAUAUGUUCCCAGAUGAAACUGGAAUCUCCAUAGGUACACCACAGGAUCCCCAGUGGGUCCGGUUAGAAAUCCACUACAGCAAUUUUGAUUUUAUUCCAGACCUAAUUGACAACUCAGGGAUAAGAGUCUACUACACCCCAGAACUGCGGCCGUAUGACAUGGGGGUGCUACAUACUGGGAUCUUUACCUUUCCCAUCCAUUUCCUCCCCCCAGGGGUAGAGAGUUUCAACUCCUAUGGAUUCUGCAAUACCAGUCGGUUUGAGGAGCUGAAUGGGACCCCAGUGCCUGAUAUGCAUGUCUUUGGCUACUUGCUUCACACUCACUUGGCUGGAACAGGGGUGAGAGGAGUCCAGUACCGGGAUGGCAAGCAGUUGCGAAUCGUCUGUGCAGACAAUAAGUAUGAUUUCAAUCUCCAGGAGACAAGAGGAGUGAAGGAAGUUGUCACUAUCAAAGCGGGCGAUGAGUUCUUGGUGGAAUGUCGCUACCAAACACUUGAUCGAACAGAUCUGACAUUUGGCGGGCCAAGUACCCUGAAUGAAAUGUGUCUGAUAUUCCUCUUCUAUUACCCUCGUAACAACAUCUCCAGCUGCUUGGGAUAUCCAGACAUUCAAUAUGUUGCCCAGGAACUUGGCCAAUCAGCAACAGACUCAAUGGAAGGGAUGAUGGCCAUUAACCUGGUAGACUGGAACAACGACACUGCCAAACAAGCGGAGAAGGCAUGCAAAGAAGCAGAUCAGAUUGUCAUCAUUAAAACAAUUGAUGAGGUGUCUGUCAAUGAAACUGGCUUCAUUCGAGAUAUCAUUGAACCUGACCCAGUGCCCUGCAAAAAUAUUUUUGAAAACGAGCCUACAACUGAACCAGAGAUGCCAGAGAUGCAAGCCAUGUACCAGGCAGCUGUGACAUCUAAUGCCCUCAACACCAAAGCCAGACUGCCAUUUCUUGCCCUCUUCCUCAUACAUUUGGGUUUUACUUGGCUCCUUAGUUUCUCCAUGAGUCUGCUCUGAAUCUUAAAGGCUACAGAGAUCAACAAGGGCCUCCUGCAUACAGAAUUGUGAUCCCGCCAAAUUAGCCUUAUCCCACAUUAACUUUACCUCAUGCACACUGGUUCAUGUUUAAAAAGCUGCUUACAACUGGAAUGACAUUUUUUACAGCCUCCUGUGUAGCAGAUGCCAGCAUGCAUGCAGCAAAGCUGGCGGCGUCAUGGUCUCCUUGUGAGAAUCUCAGCUGAGUUGGAUUGGUCAGAAAAUGCAGAAUGCCAGAUUAAAUGGAUCACGUCCCACAAAACAGGUCUUGACACUGCAAUCCUAAAUCAGUUGACUUUUAAGAGACUUACUCUGAGUAAGAUUGCAUUGUACAGCAGCUAAUGCACACUCUACAAUCCACAAUUGCACACUCUACAAUUCACAAUUGCACACUCUACAAUUCACAAUUGCACACUCUGCAAGACAUUUAUUUCCCCAUAUUUAACUACCAUCACUUUCAUUACAUGCCAAUACUGGCCACUUGCCAUUUGCAGCCUAUUGUCCAAAACUGGGGAUUAUAUAAUUUACUCAAAUAAACAUUUUUUUUAAAAAAAAACAACAACAACCACCAGAGAUCUGAUGAUAGUGAAUGGAAAUCAAACCCUCAAAUUUUCAGGUGCGUCAUCUCAUGUACUAAAACAUAUGCCAUUGUUCAAAUACACAAAUGGUUUUCACAAUAAUGAUUGCAUUUUCAUGAUGGGAUUCAUGCAGGUUCAUGCCGGGACUAGAAACGUCCUCAUUUGCAAAAUCAGCCUCUUGUCAGGUUUUGCUUAUUGCCUUGACACUCAAAACAAAGCAUUUUGUUCCAGCGCUUGAUAUUCUGCAUCUGGAAAUGGCUCUGUUUUGCAGAAUGAAUCCUCAGCACCAAUAGUGUAUCCUUUUAAUAAUUAUGCCAAUAGAGUCUGCACCUCUUGAUUCCAUGUCAUAGAAACCUUUCAAAGGAUGAAAAAAAGAUAAAUUUAAUUAAGUCACAAUGUGAUCUUUGCCUGCAGAAUAAGCUCACUUCCCUCCCAGCUUCACAGCCGGCACAACGGAGAUUCAGCCAACAAUCCUUUCCUGGGAAUAACCACACCUGUAUAAAAUGGGACUUACUUUCCGGUAGACUUGCUUAGGCCAGUUCUUUCACUCUGUUUAACCCAAACUAUCAGUCUUGCCUUUUAACUACCUUUUAAUUAUUAAAUGCUACAACUAGGUAUAUCAUUCAUUCCUCCACCUUCUGUGUUUUUCAAAACAUUUUAAAUAGUUCCAACGCAACUCUGAGUUUUGUUUUGGAGACACCCCAGAUCCUGGCCAAUCAGUGCCAGGUUUUGUUGUAGAUGAAGAGCUGUUCAUGUCAAAAGUGAAAAUUCCAGAAAAGAAAAGUUCAACUUAUACUAAAUGCUGGGCUGUUUCUUCGAUGUCGGUCGCACUGUCACAGAAAUUUUACAUUGAUCUUCACCUUGUACUUCUGGCAAUUCUGUGGGUCUUCGGCCGUUCUCUUUUCGGUGUCGGCCUGGCAGGCAGGAAAGAAGCCAUACAGCUGUUUGCUUCAGUUUUGGAUUACUUCGGCUUAGGAUGGUGUUUUGGGCUAAUAAGGUAGCCAGCUGAACUGUCAGACACAGAAAAUAUUCAUAAUACCAGUUCCGGUAGAUUUCAAACCGGGCUAAUGUCUGAGAAAUAACUUGCGCAACAUAACACAGCAGCAGUGACAGCACAGUCUUUGCUGCAUUGACAUGAGCCUUCAACUGUGAAGGAGGCAAAUUUUGUCCCAGCUUUUGAGUGUGCCUGAAAAGCGAGUAGAGAACCAGGACCAAAGAGCAAACCACCACCAUCAAGGGAAUGGAGCAGCUGAGCAUGACGAUGAGGACUCGGUAAUGAGGGCUCAUGAGAAUAACUAUGGUUUCUAUAUUCCCAUAGUUGUGCGUACAGUUAAAGGUAGGCGGAAGACUGGUUGUUUGAUUGGUUAGGUCUGUGGCUUUUUUCUUAUGCAUUGCAGUUGUAAUAGCCCACUGAAGUAGGACUGCGGCUCCCAAAGAAACUGAAGUCGAGCCAAGGAGGAGCCAACGCACAAGACCGGGAAACUUUAAUUUCAAUCUCAGCAAAAAUGCCUGCUUGAAGUUGACAAUCUUCACGCAGUAGAAAACGCUGAGCCAGGCAGUGCACCAAAAGCUGGAGCAGCUUGUGAUGAUAUCGAGGGUUAACAUGACUCUUUGCACGUUAUAAAAUGUGCUGUAAAACUCUUCCCAGUUGAGCGACAAAUAGUAGUCCAGGAUUAGCAAAGUGGCAAAGAGAAGGUUAAAGAGAGCGAGGCUGGAGAGGAUCUCAUCAUUUGGCAUCAGACUUCUUCCUUUGGACCAAUCCAUGAGAUUCACCACAAUGAUAAGCCCAUUGAUCAUGAUGAGCAAGAGAUAAAUGAAGCCUGAAAUAGCAAGGUAGAAGCUCACAAGCUCAUGGGGUUCCAAUCCCCUAUUUCUAUGCACAACACAUUCCAUAGCAAUGCUAUCUUUAUUCUGUUCCUAUGGAUGGUACAUGGAACUAUGUACUGUCUGGCUCAACAUCAGAAUGCUCAGAGAUGGCAUUUAAUUGAUUAAAAAUCUGUGAGUUACUAAUGCAAA